GGGGAAUCAAAUCCCAUCGGGUAUCUAGAUGAUGUGGAUUGGGUGUUACGUUGAUUAAAAAAUGGGUGUAUAUUUUUGUAUAAUUUAAUGUUAGCAUAUUUUGUUAUUUUGGCUGUAAUUUUUUGAACAAAAAAAAGUUAGUUUAUAAAAACAAGGCCGGAUUGUAUUUUUUUACUGUGUCUACUAUAAAAAUUUAAUGAAAAAGGGCAGCAGUGUUCUUUAAAUCAGGCAUUAGGGGUGGAAAGACUUGCCAUCUCAGUGUUUUGCUUGGAAAUAGUUGUGUUAUGAGAGUUUGUGAUUGAUGGUUAGGAUUUGCCGGUUUGUUUUUGUGCUUUCCACAAUUGAGGAGGCAGGAGGGACGACUUGCCAUCUUGGUGUUUUGCUGGGAAAGAGCUAGUGUGUUGUGAGAGUUUGCGAUCAAUUGUGAGGAUUCAUCGGUGUGUUUUUGUGGUUUUCCGGCAAUUGGGGGAGGCUGGAUGGCGCUAAAACUUUAACAUUAAAGACUUUGGGGGGUCUGCUAGUGAGAAUAUGGUAUUUCAUAGAAGUUUGGGUGGGACAUGGUUAUUCGGCUUUAGGUAAUCAGCGUGGCGGGCCGCUAAUUCAAAUAACAUUUACCCCAUUCGUGACGGCUUUUAUUUUAACCACAAGACACUCCCGGCGCCACUAUCCUAACAUUGCCAACAUGUUCGGAGCUCAAGCCUCAACGCCGGCAUUCGGCACUCCGUCGUCGACGCCGGCAUUCGGCACUCAGUCGUCGACGCCGGCGUUCGGCACUCCAUCGUCGACGCCAGCCUUCGGCACACUGUCUUCGGCGCCGGCCUUCGGAACUCCGUCUUCAAUUCCAGCCUUCGGUGCUCCGUCUUCGACGCCUGGUUUUGGCACUCCAUCUACGGCGUCGUUUGGAUCCUCUUUAUUUUCAACUCCAUUCUCUUCACAACCUCAACAACAGCAGACUGCGCUUUUUCAACAACCGGGAAGUAACGCAUUUACGGGAUUCGGAUUUCAAACUCAGUCUACCCCGUCACAACCAACUCCCUUCCCCAAUUCUCAAUUAACUACUCAAAUGGCUCCUGUGGCGCCACUACCUUUCUCUCUCGCCGAUCGUGACAUUCAGGCUAUUUUCGAUGCUUACAAGGACGACCCUACAAACCCUAAAUACGCUUUUAAGCAUUUGUUGUUCAGUGUUAUUGAAUCACAGUAUAGGGUGAAGCCAGCUGGCGUUUCUGAUAUCAUGUGGGCAGAAGCUAUGAGAAAACUAGAGGGUAUGGACAGUACAGAUCGAGAACGGUUGUGGCCUCAGCCUGUACAGGGUUUCAAGGAUCUUUCACACCGCCUAAAGGCCCAAGAUGAAGUCAUUCUUUCAGAUGCUGAAAGAUUACGGAUUACUCAAAGCAAUGUCAAAAUGCUUCAAAGGCAUUUUCAGGCUGAAACUCUGCCUUGGAUUGAAAGAAUGAAACAAAAAGAGCAAAGUCUUCAAAGGCGUCUUUUAAGGGUAAUGAGAAUUGUUGAAGCAUUGGAGGGUAAAGGUUGUCGAUUGCCCUUAAUGAAAGGAGAAGCUGAGUUGGCUGAGAAGUUAGCCGUGGUAACAAGACAGCUGAAAGGAUCAGGAGCAGAACUUUCCAGGAGGGUCCAAAACCUCCUUACCAUGUCGCGUGUUCAAGCAAAUGUCUUUGGUGCUGGUGUUUCUGUCUAUCUUCCGGGAUCAACUAAAAUACAUGAACAGAGUCUUGCAGACAUGCAAGAGGUUUUACAGCUGCAGACUGAGGCCAUUGCAAGACUUGGCAAUGUGUUGAAGCGAGAUAUUAGGGACAUGGAGAUUAUAAUGACUGAAGACACAGAGAUGACAGAAGAUGUGAGCUAAAAAGCGUGGUGAUCUUCAAUUAUUCUUUUGAGGUGGCUCCAACUUUGCAUGGAGAAAUUAGGGGAUUAACUGCUCUACUGUAAGAAUUCGUGACUCUGCCUACUAAGUUGAAGUGAUGAUUGGCAAAAAAUGAUAAAACUCAGAGCUUAACAACUCACAUUUUACUCAAAAUAUGACAAUCCUCAUUUUGAUGUAUUUUUGUUGUUUUUUUAAACCUAGUAAAGCCUCAGUGGGGCAGGAGUCCCAAAGGUAGUGCAUUGGGUAGAGAAUUUUCGGCUUAUGCUAACUAAUUUGUUUGCUAUGAAAUGAGCACUGAAUGAUAAGAUGGUGACAAUUGUGUCGAGUUUCAGCCCAGCGUCAUUUGAAGACAAUGUAAAAGGCAGUAUUGAAUCUGAGCACUCGCAAGAGAUAGAAGAACCAUUUUGGGCUCAUUCAAUAGUAUUUUUCAGUGAUUUUAAAUUAAAAAUAAAUUAAUGUGAUAUUGUAUAAUUACUUUGGGCAGACUAUUUAAAGGGAACUUGCAACUUUUUAAUGAA
Mangifera indica (mango) is the source of this 2397-nucleotide messenger RNA. Its product is annotated as nuclear pore complex protein NUP54-like. Gene Ontology annotation, molecular function: structural constituent of nuclear pore. Gene Ontology annotation, cellular component: nuclear pore; nuclear pore central transport channel. Gene Ontology annotation, biological process: NLS-bearing protein import into nucleus; nuclear pore organization; protein localization to nuclear inner membrane. Bases 683 to 1861 code for a protein of 392 amino acids. The transcript has 9 exons. The record is from RefSeq and is a predicted model, not a curated record. NCBI's taxonomy places the organism in Eukaryota, Viridiplantae, Streptophyta, Magnoliopsida, Sapindales, Anacardiaceae.